AUGCGUGGCGGAAUUUCCAUGAUUACUCCUCGGUACACUAAAGCAAUCAACAAGUACCUGCAGGACUAUGACCCUGAGAAGCCUACCUUUUUCAUUACUUAUAAAGAUGCAAACAAUUUAUAUGGUCAUGCAAUGUCGCAACCACUUCCUAUUGGAGAUUUUAAAUGGAUGCCUGAGCGUGAGAUAGCGUCUUUGGAUGUCACGACUGUCAUUUAUGACGCUGACACUGGUUACAUUUUAGAGGUUGACCUGGAAUAUCCACCUGAACUCUAUGACCUUCACUCAGAUUACCCGUUGGCUCCAGAAAAGAUUGAAAUCUCUCCAGAGAUGUUGGCUCCCUAUCAGCUAAAUUUGAAAGAUGAACUAGAGUACAAACCCUCUAAAGUAGCUAAACUGGUGCCUAACCUCUGGAAUAAGCGCAAGUAUGUCAUUCAUUACAGAAACCUGAAACAGUUCCUCUCCUUAGGCAUGAAACUCACUAAGAUCCACCGAGUACUGCAAUUCAAUCAGGAAGCCUGGCUGAAACCCUAUAUUGAGCUCAACACUCAACUGAGACGGGAGGCUGAGACUGACUUUGACAAAGAUUUCUUUAAGUUGAUGAACAACUUGGUCUUUGGCAAAACCUUGGAGGAUGUAAGAGAGAGAGUGAACAUCAAGUUGGUCACUGAGCCUUCUACCUUCAAGAAACACGUGGCUAAAGUGACGUACAAGACGAGUGUGGUAUUCUUCAACGAUGAGGAGAAGAAAGACUAUUUCGUGGGGGUUGAAAGGAAGCACACCUCGGUGGUGUUGGAUAAACCCAUCUACACGGGGUUCAUUGUCUUAGAGCUCUCCAAGUUACACAUGUAUAACUUUCACUACAAAGUUAUGAUGGCUAAAUAUGGUCCUGAGAAAGCAAAGUUGUUAUUCAGUGACACAGACAGCUUGACCUUCCAAAUCAAGACAGACGACCUGUACCAAGAUAUGUUGGAGGAUCAGGAUCUCUUCGACACCAGCAAUUACCCAAGAGAGCACCCACUCUACUACAGUUCAGCCAAUUUAAAGGUCAUCGGGGAGUUUAAAGACGAGACCGGUGGCCUUCCAGUCGGAGAGUGGGUUGGUCUACGAGCAAAAAUGUAUUUGAUGGUGACUGAGGGCGGAAAAGAGAAAAAGACAGGCAAAGGGAUCAAGAAAAGUGUCUUAAAAAAAGAGGUCAGACUUGAAGACUUUAAAGACUGUUUGUUAGAGCGCAGGAAAUAUCAGCAUUCCAUGAUGGGUUUUCAAAGUCAACGGCAUCAACUGUUUACCGUUAAACGGACAAAAAAGUCGUUAAGUCCGUUUGACGAUAAACGGUUCAUUCUUGAGGAUGGCUGUAUGACAAGAGCCUAUGGACAUUGGAGAAAUGCUACUGCAAGGCCUUGA
This is a messenger RNA of Porites evermanni, 1401 nucleotides long. NCBI's taxonomy places the organism in Eukaryota, Metazoa, Cnidaria, Anthozoa, Scleractinia, Poritidae. The record is from the annotation of a GenBank genome assembly.